Messenger RNA from Varroa destructor (honeybee mite), 1262 nucleotides. RefSeq lists its product as uncharacterized. Gene Ontology annotation, biological process: regulation of transcription by RNA polymerase II. Lineage: Eukaryota; Metazoa; Arthropoda; Arachnida; Mesostigmata; Varroidae. Gene Ontology annotation, molecular function: RNA polymerase II cis-regulatory region sequence-specific DNA binding; DNA-binding transcription factor activity, RNA polymerase II-specific. The record is from RefSeq and is a predicted model, not a curated record.
UGUACUCAAGUAACUGUGUUGCUGCCUAGCGUAAAUUUCGUUCUAUUCUGUUUCGCUGGCCUGUUUCACUUCGAAGCGAAUAAACAUACAACAUAGAACCGAACCAAGCCAGGACCAACUCUGGCUGUGCAGGACUACUUACAGCUUAUUCCUACCCAUACAUAGUGCCUGAAACGCGCACGUGCUCACAUUGAAACUUGAGGGAGCAUCAAACGCCAAACGUGAUCAAAUAAUGGAGACGACGAAUACUAAGGAGAACGGCGGUGUCCAUAGAGCUAUUUUUCGUCCCUGGGACGCCGAGGACAGUUCCUCCGAAAGUUCGUCGGGUUCUCGACCCUCGUCAGUGUCCUCGCCAGAGUCCACCUGCGCCGUGCUCGUACGACCCCAGCCUAUCCUGCCCCCACCCGACAUGUUGCCAGUGCACCCAGUGCCAGCUAGUGCUCUUGGAUAUUCUGCUGAUCUGCUUCUGUCAGAGCUAUGGCUCGCCGAACUGGACAGAUCAGUGAUGCUAGCGGCCGGCGUCGGCGUCGAGGCUGCUGCAAAGUUGAAGAAGGCAUCCGUGCAACGCCCGAAAAAAUUUAACUGCCCUCAUUGCGAUGUAUGCUUCUCGAAUAAUGGCCAGCUGAAAUCGCAUAUCCGUAUUCAUACAGGUGAACGACCGUUUGCGUGUGAGCACGACGGCUGUGGCAAGACAUUCACACGCAACGAAGAACUGACCCGCCACCGAAGGAUUCACUCAGGACUUCGUCCAUUCCCGUGCCCGGUCUGUCAAAAACCGUUUGGUCGAAAGGACCAUCUGAAAAAGCAUGUCAAGACUCAUCAACGGAUGGUUCCAGCCGGCUUACCCUUCUAUCCCGCCCCUUUCUGGUAGAAAACAACUAGCUGAUGAUAAAACGAAUGAAGAUUUUUCCCUUAUCGCCGCUCAGCUCCGCUAUUGAAUUGGCUUUUGGCGAUUGUUCUGCUAGCGAAAAGGAGUAAGCAAUCUGUAUUGGUGACCGAAGCUGAUAAUGGGCGAUGCCACUCAACAAUGUGAUCUAUGCUCAGCCAACGUGUAAUAAUGAAUUGCCGAUAAAGAGUACUACUCAGACUCGAAAUUAGUUUGUACCAGUUUCACUUUGUACUAUUUCGUAUGUGUAUAUAGUCAUGUAAAUAAAUACUCAUGGAGGAAAAGAGAAAUACAAAGAAUGUAAACAUCAUUAGACAGUAUCUAUUUUCAUAUAAGAGUUAAGCCGGCGAAGGCGCGGCUGCCUAACUUUAAUAUA